AACAACGUUUAUUUAUUUUUGGGAGAGAGAGAGACAGAGCGUGAACGGGGGAGGGGCAGAGAGAGAGGGAGACACAGAAUCGGAAACAGGCUACGGGCUCUGAGCCAUCAGCCCAGAGCCCGACGCGGGGCUUAAACUCUCGGACCGCGAGAUCGCGACCUGACUGAAGUCGGACGCUUAACCGACUGCGCCACCCGGGCGCCCCAAGGGACUUCUUAAUUAAGAACGCCGGUUCCCUCCAGCUCGGAGCUGGUAGAGGACUCCCAUCCGCCCUGCUGUGCUCUUCACGCCGCCCCGCCGCUGCCGACCAUGGCUCGGCCUGGGGGCACCACCCUCCGUCUUUGUCUCCUGCUCCGGUUUCUGCCAACAGACAGUGUUUCAGCGCCUCGCGGCUGUGAGUUCAGAGAUGCUCUUUCUCCUGCCUUUGAAUUCCCCAUCAUACCAAAGACCAAUCCUGGACAACCAUGGUGUGAGAUUCGAGGCAAGGUCAAUGGAAAGACGUUUCUGUAUUAUGCCUGUGGGAACAAGAAGGUCGAAGUCUUUGGUCCUCUGGGGAGGAAUGUGAAUGACAUAAUGUUUUGGGAGGCACAGACAGAAACUCUGAAAGACCUGGCAGAAGAGCUCAAGAAGAAACUACUUGACUGGAAAGCAACGGAUUUUACACACAGUGAUUCUCUCUCCCUGCAGGGCAGGAUGGUGUGUGUGCGUGGCGACCACGGACGCACCAGAGGAUCCUGGGAGUUUGACAUCAAUGAACAGAUAUCCUACUUCUUUAACUCAGAGAGUGGAAAUUGGACAGUUCGUCCUAGAGGCCAACAGAUAGAGGCCUCGUGGGAGAGUGACAGAGAUUUGACCAAUUCCCUCAUGAAGAUCUCAGUUGGACAUUGUAACAAGUGGCUUGAGCGAAUAUUGGUGCACUGGGGUGAACUGUGGGAGACAACAGCCCUGCCAGGCAUGCAGCAAGUCACGGCCCAGUCCGGGGCCACGGCCCUCAGACCCAUCACCUGGAUCCUCCCUGUGAUUCUCAGCUGCUUAAUCAUAAUUGGCAUCCAAGGUAGAGUCUUCUAGAGUGACAGGUACUGAGAGCAGAGGGAGCGGGAAGGGAGGCGCAGAUGGCCUGGUGUGAGGACAGGGACGGGUGACUCCCCCGCCCGACCCUGCCCACUCACUGAACCUUGUCAUCACAGAAGUGAGACGAGGUGAUGAGUUCCCCCGUCAGUUGUUAGCAAGAGCGUGGACAAGCUCAGCCCUGAGUUGUCAUAAGGCCUCACUGUUAAGGCCGCUGGGAAAGGGGAGGGGCCCCCCAGUGCAUAAGGCCUGCUGACGCUAAGGAGAUCUAGCAAGGUCAGGCCUGACUCAGACCUGAUUCUAGAUCGAAGAGAGUCAAUUUGGCCCAGUGCGGGUGGUGCGCGGGGAGAGGGACACACAGCUCGGGCAGUCCUCACAUUGGAGCACGAGAGGCGUGGUGGCUCCACGUGGUGUCUCAGGGGAGGCGACUCCAUCCAGGGGCCCACGAGGAGAGGCACCAGUGUCUGUUCCGGGGGAGGGAGUGGGAAGGCCGGGCAGAGGCAACUCGAAAGCCUGGAGUUGCAUGCUGUGUUCCCCCAGACAGUGGCUUGGGUCUUAGCAUGUGAGGCAGAAAGCGAACAGUGGACACUGUGCGUGGCAAGAUGUAGAAGCGUGGGAAAUCCGGCUCAGGCUGCUGCGGGCACUGGCAGUUUGCUUCCUGCAGACCUCAGAUCCGGAGCCACUGAGCACCCCUGCUUGGAGCAGAGCUGACCCGGGAGACGGGGGGACAGAGCUGGCCCGGGAGACGGGGGAGCAGAGC
This is a messenger RNA of Leopardus geoffroyi (Geoffroy's cat), 1828 nucleotides long. Its product is annotated as UL16-binding protein 1-like. Lineage: Eukaryota; Metazoa; Chordata; Mammalia; Carnivora; Felidae. The coding region runs from base 310 to 1068 and encodes 252 amino acids. The record is from RefSeq and is a predicted model, not a curated record. Gene Ontology annotation, cellular component: external side of plasma membrane. The transcript has 4 exons. Gene Ontology annotation, biological process: antigen processing and presentation of endogenous peptide antigen via MHC class Ib; antigen processing and presentation of endogenous peptide antigen via MHC class I via ER pathway, TAP-independent; immune response.